Messenger RNA from Tinamus guttatus (white-throated tinamou), 1144 nucleotides. The record is from RefSeq and is a predicted model, not a curated record. NCBI's taxonomy places the organism in Eukaryota, Metazoa, Chordata, Aves, Tinamiformes, Tinamidae.
CUAUGCGCCCUGGUGCCCCGCCUGCCAGAGCCUGCAGCCCGAGUGGGAGAAGUUCGCCGAGUGGGGAGAGGAUCUGGAGGUGAACAUCGCCAAAGUGGAUGUGACCGAGCAGCCAGGAUUAAGUGGGCGAUUUAUCAUAACGGCGCUUCCUACCAUCUAUCAUUGUAAAGAUGGAGAGUUUAGGAGAUACCAGGGCGCCAGAACGAAAACUGAUUUCAUAAAUUUCAUCAGUGAUCAGGAAUGGAAGUCCAUUGAGCCUGUUUCAUCGUGGUUCGGCCCUUCCUCUUUUCUGAUGAGCAGUAUGUCUGCUUUAUUUCAGUUGUCAAUGUGGAUCAGGCACUGCCAUAAUUAUUUGACAGAAAAUGUUGGAAUACCAGUUUGGGGUUCAUAUGCCAUUUUUGCACUGGCAACUCUCUUCUCAGGACUGAUACUGGGACUUCUCAUGGUGUUCCUAGCAGACUGCCUCUGUCCAUCCAAAAGGCACAGACAACAACAAUACCCUCAUUCGAAAAAAUUGUCGCCAGAGUCAGCUCAUCUAUUGAAAAAGCUGGAUGAAGAGCAGGAAGCAGAUGAGGAAGAUAUUUCAGAUGAUGAAACAGAGGAAAAAGAGGUGUCCAACAGAAGCUCUUCAACGAAUGCCGUAAGACAGCGCCCAGUGAACCCUGCUGCUACAAUGGAUAAAUCCUAGUUUUAUUUGCAUGCAGGAUUACUGUUUGUGAGUCACUAACUCAAAAGGAGUUGAAUGUAUCAAAUCCUUCAGCUUGAAGAGCAGUGACUCCUGUCAUGAUAAUAUUGAUGCAUUUCACUAGUUCAGAAAAAAAAGAUAUACUGAAAAUAUCUUUGGCAUCAGGUAUCCAGAACUAAAACAUGCUGUUGCAAAUGGCUGGAACUUCUCCUGCCAGUGUGCAGAGAAGUGCCAAGAAAUAAUUUGCGUGGCUUUUUGAAUGACUUGUUCUGUAGUUGUUUUAAAGAAUAUAAGCCAGUGUACUUGUUGCAUUAGGGAAUGUUAGGAAGGAAAAUGCACUAACUUGUUUGCUUUUAAAGUAUUCAGAAAAGUUUCUCAGUAUAAAUCUUAUCUAGUUGUGCUCUGAUAAAAUGCUGAGGGGAAAAAUUCCUUCAGUUAUGGGACCUUCUACAGACUUUU